Messenger RNA from Trichoderma virens Gv29-8, 2223 nucleotides. RefSeq lists its product as uncharacterized. The transcript is spliced from 2 exons. The record is from RefSeq and is a predicted model, not a curated record. The coding region runs from base 1 to 2223 and encodes 740 amino acids. NCBI's taxonomy places the organism in Eukaryota, Fungi, Ascomycota, Sordariomycetes, Hypocreales, Hypocreaceae.
AUGACGGUGAAAACCAGGUGUCAGCGUCGAGCCCCCUUUCUUCAUCGCAACUGGAUCAAAGGCGCCAGAGCCUUGAAGGACUCUGCAGCUAUGGGCAACAUAGUAUCUUCACCCAUCCACAAAGGAUCGCAUCAUAUUGACAAUGAUGGGGGCCCGCCACUCAAGAGGCGACGCAUCUCAUCGCCCGACUCACUGGAUGUCGACCAUCUCAUUGCCUCUCCGCACGCUUCAGAUUCGAGAUCUGCUCUACGUGUCGAGGUUCUCAAGAUUGCCCACAAGGAUUCCAAAAAGGUCAGAUCUCAUCACGCCCACGCUCCCCCCCGCGAGGUAAUUCCCACCAAAGCUAGCUGCAGGAUCACCAUCUCUGAAUUGAGUGCCGGCCGUGCCCGAGUUGUUCACUGCCAGAGUCAAGUUUGCGACUUGACAACGUUCAAAAAUCCCGUGGGUCCUCAUCGCAUCGCCCGCGUCGCCCUGCCCAAACCAUUUUACAUCCCUCAGGAAAGUAUCCUCAUCAACCGGGCGGAUGAUGACACAUUUGACCUGGCAGACUCCUACGAAAUCGUAGUCGAGCUGGAGGCUGCUCAUGACGGACAUUGGCCACCAUUGGACUCGAGUGAUUUCGGCAUUCUACCAACCUCAUCCAACCUCUCCUCGGCCCCCGGCAAGGCAUGGGUCCUGUCAAGCCGGUUUGACCAGAUUUUUGGCAGGCUAAAGAGCUCCUUGUUCCUGUCUGCAAGAUAUUCGGCAGAUGAGCCCCCAGUUCACACCGAUUAUGCCAUGGACAUUGACUUACGCUGGUCAGCUGGCUUCAAAGCCCUGAAGCGCUUGGAGAAAGGCUCAAUGCCCUGUAUCAACGCUGUGGACCCUGAUGCUGACCCCUCUGCGGAAGACUUUUUUGCUCCAUCCGUGAAUGGAGGGUUUCAUGGCAUCAACGGUCACCACGUAGAUGAGUCCUCUAUUGAGAUGGAUGAUGACGGCCUAGAUGGCCCUGACGGCGCACAAACCCCUUCAAGGUCGUUGAGAACUCGCGAAAAGAACAAAGUGUAUAACUUGAAAGUCUUGAGCGACCAAGCUCAAGGGAGGGAAAAAAAGCGUCGUUCACGGGCUAAUCACAUUGCGACAAAUGAAGGCCGUGUUAGCUAUCUUCUACCUUCUGAUCAACCGGUUUGCCUAGACUAUUACCGCUGUGUGACCUGCGGGGCCUACCACCAGACGAUGCAGCAACUGCAAAUCCAUUUACAAACCUCCCACACCGCAUACAGCUAUGUGCUCGAAACGACAAGUCAAGGACCGCAGUUUCGAGUUACUAGCCGCUGCGAGCCCAUGCUCUCUCCCUCAAAGCAGUAUCAGAUAAAGCCACCGGUCAAACCCUUCAUUCUUGAGACAUAUCUGGAUGGCGACCACUCAUGGAUUUCCUCUCGACUUGGGCCGGAUACAGUUGAUGAUGUAUUCACGUUUUCAAGAGACAAGAAUCCCUAUGACAGGCUUCCUUCCCAGUCGCCGGUAGUUACGCAACCGAGACCGGUUCAGCGGCGUCCCGGGACUCUCAGGAGCGAUAAGAUCCUUGUGCCCAACAUUAAGCAACCUCUGUUCGACCCCAUUAGCAGAGCACGAUUAAUCCCGGGCCAAGAAGUGCCAAAGCGGCCACUAGACAACACAUGGUUGAUCCAGAAGCAUCGAGAGAGCACGAGUGACUUUUCCGACGUGACUCCCGCAGAAAAGGAGUACAUAUGGGAGUGGGAUGGAUAUAUUCUUCGCCAAAGCCUCACAUCUGCCGCUUACUUUCCUCGAGCCUGGUUGGGUUUUGUUCGUGAGAAGGCAUCCUGGCUUGCUGCCGCUGACCAACGUGUGCUAGAAUUUGGCAAGCACGCCAGCUUGCUUCGAGUUCGCGAUAUGUUGGAUGACGGUAUCAUCCAGGAGGCCUUGACGUACAUCAACAACGCAAGAGAGGGGCUGCAGCCAGACGCUGGUGGCGAAAGCGGCAAUGCCCAGACCGAAGAGCCAGAUCCAAAACAGUCUCCUAAAGCGACCCAAAUCCGCAAAGGCGCAAACGGCUGCACUGUCUGUCAACUGCCGGUAUUAGGGCCGAGGAUGUUAAUCUGCUCCAACAAGGCCUGUCCUCAGAGAUUGUACCACUCAGACUGCGUGCAAGAAGCGGUCAUGUCAGUUGAAAAGAAGGAAGUUUGGCGUUGUAAUGCGUGCUGCGCCGGCAGAUCAACCUAG